AGGCAGAGGUACCAAGUGCGUGGCCUAUCUGCCAACGUGAACAACGUACUAAUUAUCAGAAAGCAAGCGAGACUGAGAGCCACCCCAAAACACUUGGAGCACGGGAGGAAGAGGAGUGGCGCCAGCAUGGAUAAGGACAGCACAAGCCUGGCUGACCAGCAGUAUGAAUGUGUGGCUGAGAUUGGGGAAGGAGCCUAUGGGAAGGUGUUCAAAGCCCGAGACUUGAAGAACGGUGGCCGCUUUGUCGCUCUGAAGCGGGUACGGGUGCAGACCAGCGAGGAGGGGAUGCCGCUGUCCACCAUCCGAGAGGUGGCAGUUUUGAGGCACCUGGAGACAUUCGAGCACCCCAACGUGGUCAGAUUGUUUGACGUGUGCACCGUGUCACGAACAGACAGAGAGACCAAACUAACGUUAGUGUUUGAACACGUGGAUCAAGACUUGACUACUUACUUGGAUAAAGUUCCAGAGCCUGGAGUGCCUACUGAAACUAUAAAGGAUAUGAUGCUUCAGCUGUUUCGGGGACUGGAUUUUCUGCAUUCACAUCGUGUGGUGCAUCGGGACCUGAAACCCCAAAAUAUCCUUGUAACCAGCAGUGGGCAGAUAAAGUUAGCUGACUUUGGCCUUGCACGAAUCUACAGUUUUCAGAUGGCUCUAACAUCAGUGGUUGUUACUUUGUGGUAUAGAGCUCCUGAAGUUUUGCUUCAGUCCAGCUAUGCAACACCAGUCGAUCUUUGGAGUGUUGGCUGCAUAUUUGCAGAAAUGUUCCGUCGAAAACCACUGUUCCGUGGAAAUUCAGAUGUUGAUCAGCUAGGAAAAAUCUUUGAUGUAAUUGGACUCCCAGAAGAAGAAGACUGGCCUAAUGAUGUUGCCCUUCCAAGAAAUGCUUUCACUUCCAGACCCGCACAACCUAUUGAAAAAUUUGUGCCAGAUAUUGAUGAACUGGGCAAAGACUUGCUUCUUAAAUGCUUAGUGUUCAACCCAACCAAGAGAAUAUCUGCCUAUGUUGCCCUCUCUCACCCAUAUUUCCAUGAUCUGGAGAAAUGCAAGGAGAAUCUGGACUCUCACAUGUCAUCCAGCCAAAACUCUAGUGAGCUGAAUGCAUCAUAAUGCUGACUGAAGAUGAACCAUUAAUGAACAAGAGGCGUAGCUGACAAGGCCACUGUCCCAUACAAACCACGUAGCUGUUCUAGCGAAGAUCAUUAUUUGGAGGUUUUAUGCACUUAUCAUUUAUUUGGGGACUGUGAUAUGCUUAUCCAAGAAAACCAAUCUAGUUUACUUUCAUCAGAGCAACGCAAGGGCCAGUGCUUUGACCUGCUCCCAUUGCAGCUUUAUGUUUGUUUUGUUUUCGUUUUGUUUAUCUACCUGGGAAAACUCCAGACAAAGAGAAGCUGCUGACCAGUUUUGCUGCCAUUUUAUCCUUUUAAUAUCGAAUGCUGCCAGUGUGGAGUAGGAUGAUUGAGUCACUGCCAAAACAUGACGCAGUCUCUCUCUCUAGCUGCUGAAGUAUGAUUUGGUACUUUUUAAACUAUUAUUAUGUGAUCUCUUACAGUGAUAUUUAAAGAAUGGCAUUGAAAUACCAGAUCUCUGCAACCUGCAGUUAACUGAUACGUGCAUUAAUACAUCCAGCUACUGUUCAUUCAUAGCGUAUGUGCAGGUGCUUCCCCACUUGAAAACUUGGAUGGAUUAUUUUAUCAUUUCAUUGCUCUAUAAAAAUAACAGUGAUGAUGGUCAUCAUAAUACAUGUCUCAAUUUUUAGGUUUUUUCACACACAGACGAGUUACUAUCUAGCUACAUUUGUGUGCAUGUUGCAAAAAACAAGUGUUCUAAAAAUCCUCUAGAGUCCUGUUCUUAAAGACUCUUUCGGUUUCCAAAUGGUCAGCUUGUGUUAAAAUCCAGGCACAUUCUAGCCCAUGAUCUAAUCCAUCAUUCCCCUCUGGAAAGAGCUGUAAGCACAUUCGCUUUAUCUCAUUCCAGUUUUUCUGAUAUACAGCUCAAAGACAUGGGCACAGCUAAUGAAAAUCGAUACAGAUUUUCACCUUCAACCUUUUCUGAUCAUCAGCGAAAAAGGAAAAUAGAAAGAAAUUGCCGAUUCAGAAGCAGAGAAUCCUGUACCCGCAAUAAGCACAGAUAUGUAUUUGUGCAGAAUUGAAUGCUGUCUACUGCGCUGCCUUACCUGCAACACCCACCCAUGCAUUAUAAGUCCAUGAAUAUUACUGUCUCAAAAUCCCUCAGAUGUCAUUUAUUAAGCAGAUUUGUCUUCUAUGCAGAAAUGCAUGAGCUUCUCUCCUAAACCACCAUGUGGGUAUACUGGCAUAUGCUUCUCCACUAGGGUUAAUGUGCCAUUAUUGAAUGUCAAAAUAACUAAGCAAUUCACAUGCCUUUAUAGCACAUUUAUUUUAAAUAUUACAUUAAAAUUUUAUAUUUAGUAUUUUUACCUUAACUAAAAUAUAUUUUCAGUAUUUUAAAAAGUUUUUAUUUUUUUAAUACUGUACUGGAGAAAAAGAAAUAUUUUAAAUCCAUAAAAGCUGUUCCCUAGCAUGACUUUCAUUCAUUUAGCUGGAUAUGACUUGGGGGAAAAUAUUGGUCCAAUGAGUUAGCCCUUACCAUAAAACCAUGAAUAUACAUGAUUGCAGUACAACUGAUGAUAAGUGAGGCAGCUAGCUUUGCUUACUCCUGUCAGAGUCCCUUAGGUUUCUCUCUUCCUCAUCUCUAUUUUAUCUAGUCUAGCUAGUGAGCCAGCAUUAUAUCCUCAUUCACAGCAUGCUUGGCAGAAGCAGGUCCUCAGCAGUGAGUUGAGCAAUAUAGUUUUUCCCAGCUGUGGCAUGAGAACUUGUAGCCAUCCCCCUAGCAGGUUUCUCAGCCCUGUGAUAGACUGGCUGUUGUGGCAAACUUCACUGUUAACUCUGUCUGGGAGACGGUCCAUUGCUAGCAUAGUGAGUAGAACUUAUCUGUCUCUUGGAUAAAGCUUUUCCUUAUUGUUAGACAUGUAAGUAUGAGACAUAUGGUUAAAUUAGGUCUGUUUUAAAUAAGCCAGAUUUUAAAAGGACCACUUGCAUGCAUGCGUGCAGUGGCCUGUGCUUUUCUUCAUGCCCAGGAUGAUGCCUGUGUGAAACCUACUAGCAUGAGCAGGCAAGUUGCAAAUUAGGCCUGGCAAGAGCAUGCACAAGGCAUCUGCACACAGAGAUACUGCAGAUGCAAAAGACAAGGAUUUUGGAAGCCCUGCGAGCAGCAAGCUGAAGGCCAGGAAGCAGUCAUGGCAGCUAACCCUCUAACCUUGGCCUUGCCUCUGUCAUUCUCUCUGUUCCUCCAUAGAAGGGUAACUGUGAACUCACUGCCCUGAUGUUGUCCCAGCCCUACUCCUCCAUGUGUCAAUGGACCUGAGUGUGAAUAGGUUUUAACAAUCAUAGAAAAGGAUGGGCCAGAGUGAAAUUUUUGCUAACCAUUUUUAAACACUAACUAGAACAACAAACAGAACCAAAGUUCAGAAGAAUCUUGUGACAGUAACAAACAAGAACAUUUUUGACACAGUUUAGCAUCUUUAAAAAUUUUACCCCAUUUUACCUAGCUCCAGGACAUCAUACAUACUUUAUCAGGGCAUUCAGCUGGUGCAGCUUUCCAGCAGCUGUCAGGGAACUCUCCCAGAAGUCUCCAACAACUAGCAUAGGUGAAAAUGUAGGGGAGGAGAGGGCAUUUUCAAAUUAGGCUCAGAACUCUCAGAUAGAGGUGUGCAUCUGUUCUACGAAGGGAAGAGAACAUUUUAAGCCAAAGGUUAAUGUUGGCCCAAAAACUAAUGAGAAUGUAGAAAUCACAAGGAAGUUAACUACUGAAGCAGUAUUUCUCAAUCAGUAGUAUCAGAAGAAGAGCUCGGAGAGCAGCAGAGAAAAGCAGGAGCUGGCUUAUGGAAUCACAGCAGAGCUUCCACAGCAUGGUGCUGUAUGUUGUCUAAUACAGGAUAAGGUUAUGUGGGGGGAUUUGAGAGAACAGCUUGAGAAGGGCUGCAUUAAUAGUCAUAUUCUGGAAUAUCCAGUGGGAAUGGCAGGAACAAAAAAAGGAACCUAAGUUCUGUCUUGUCAGGUUUAGGGAAAAGACUUAUCUGGUAGGACCAUUGCAGUAGCAAAGUCCUACAUUCCAAGAACCAACAAAUUCUCAAUUGACUUCCCUUCAAAAAUCUCUUUAGGAAGAAAUUCCAUUUGACAUGCCAUAGGCUUGCUCAUAUUCCAGUCUUCCCUGCCAAACCAUGGGGUUUCACUUACACUAGUAAACUCAGAAAGCCUCUUCUCUGGCUGGGCAAAGUGCCGGCACUGGCUAAAAUCAUGGCAAGAAUCAUGCUCAUAAUUAGUACAUACAACUGUGGGACCGUGCUUGAGCAUGUGCCCUUGCUCUUUUUAUUUUACUGGUAUGGCCCUAGUAUUUUGUGUACCUUUACUCAUUACUGCCAUGUAUAGGAUGUUGGAAUUGUGUCAGUGAAAAAGAAAGUGUUUCUGGACACACAUGUUCCAGACUGUGGUGCAAACUCUUCAUGCAUCCUUUAAAUAAGACUUCAGAGUGCAAUUCUUUGUAGCAAUAACUAUGCCUGUAUGUGUUCUACAGGAGCAGUUCAACAGCAGCUAAAAACCACUGAAUAACAAAAGAUACAUAAAAAUAAGUAUAGAUGUUUAGCUUCUAGAGCACCCACAACCAGGCACUGUGCUUUCCUCAGCAGAGAACAGGGUGUUCUUAGUAAUGGAAGGAGUGAUUUCUAUUUCCCACCAACCUUUUUUUUUUAUCACUACUACAUAAUUUUGCAAGAAAAACAGACUCAGUUAUCUAAGGGAAAAAAUCACCAAAGCCAGCUAGUGAAGUGCUAAUUGCAGUACAUCUGAAGCAGCUCUUUUCAGUCUUCACCCUGUCUCCACGCUCAUUCUAGACUUUUAGUUCUUUGCUCAACUUCCUUAUGGAAACAGAUUUCAGUGACACAGGUGCUAUUUCCAACAAGAUUCUUCCAAAUUUUCCAUAGCUACCCAGUAUCAGCGUAUUACCAAGCGUUGCUUCAGUUUAGUCCAGAACUGACAAUUUAGAAAGAUUUCCUUUGUGCACCUCUUUUCUUACCCUUAGUUCUGCAUACAGCUGUGUUGCUUUCUGUGCGCCAAGUAAAAUUCUGCAAAUAGGGUCUGCAUAUUUCUGUGUUGGCUGCACCCACACUCCAGGGUUUUUUCAAGCUGUUAGUCCACAAUGGUAAAUGUUAGAGUACUUUUCUUUGUUGUUUCUGUCCUAAAACACACCAAAAAAAGGGGACAAAAUGUUUGCAAAAUACUGAAAUUUGGUGCUAUGCAUACAGAGCCUUUUACAUGAAAUGAAUCAGUAAACUGUAGUAUUCGAGCAUCUUCUGCAUCAGGGGUGGUACCCAGCAUCAUAAGUAACUCUCGUGUGUUUUUUUACACUCGAUGGUUGUUUCGGUGAAUAAGAAGAAAAUAACUGUGCCAUACUACUUUUCACAGGUUCGCUCACUGUCUUUGAGAAGCAUGUUUUAUUAUACAUAUGAUUCUCUCUGCUGUUAGGUAUUAGGUCAACUUUAAUACGGAAAAUAAAAAGAAAUCAUGGUGGUUUGGUCUUUUAACCAACGAAUUUGGAGCACUUACCAGACUCACAGCUGAAAACACAUCAGUUGUCAAAUAGGUAUAUGAAUCAUAAACCACACAGGUUGGUUUAAAAGGCCACGUAAAUUAAUUAUAUUGCAUGUAUCAGACACAGUUGAAUAAGGAGGAAUUUUAUUCUAAGAACUCUGUUUUAUAGAACCACUUUGCUAGUAUUUUUUCAUAUACAGUAGUUUCAGGAAUAGAUUGAUUUUUAUAUACAAUGUGAAUUAGAAGAUUCUAGGCUAUUAGAAUGAUUUUGCUGUGUUAUGCCUGAAGCUUGAAUGGAACACAAGCUUAGGAGCCUAACAUAUUUAUUUUAUUGCUACAAAACUGCUAAAUACCAAAAUCUUUUUUGAUGUUAAUAGAUUUCACACUUCUCCUAAUGUGUAAAUGAUUAUUUUCUUGAGAUUAGUAUACUAGAAAAAACAUUUUUCCAAGUCUCAGUUGUGUGGGAAAAAUUAAGAAAUGUGUUUCUACUUUCACAGAGAAAAAUAACAUGUUAUAUACUGAAAUCUCCAGUAACUGUCAAUAAGGUAUCUCUUUUGCUUCUUUUUGAUUACUAAGUAUCAGAGUAUACUUUCCAUGAAGGAAAAAAACAAAUCAGAAACAAUCUCAAGAAAAGUAAAUGGGAUUUUAUAUGUUUAACCUUCCAAGUUUCAUUUUCAUACCCAAGUUCUUUGUUCAAGUACAGUUCAGGUGUGCAAAAACAUGACUACAAUUUUAACAGUCUAACAGGCUGUACAACUUAAAUAGAUAUUAUUUGUGAGCUAUUUAUCUCUUUGGUUUUCAAAUUGUUAGAUAAUGGCUGUAAUAUAAUUCUAGUUUCUGGACCAGACUCUGUAACCAUCAACUCCCAGUAAUUUAUGUAAAACAGUAAGAAGCUUUCUCAUAGAUUUAAAUUAACUAGGCCAUUAAAAGAUGAAAGAUGUGGACAUACAAACUGACAAA
Molecule: messenger RNA, 6563 nt
Organism: Pezoporus occidentalis (night parrot)
Lineage: Eukaryota; Metazoa; Chordata; Aves; Psittaciformes; Psittacidae
Gene: CDK6
Product: cyclin dependent kinase 6
Exons: 7
Coding region: 127-1107 (326 amino acids)
Biological process (GO): G1/S transition of mitotic cell cycle; protein phosphorylation; signal transduction
Cellular component (GO): cytoplasm; nucleus; cyclin-dependent protein kinase holoenzyme complex
Molecular function (GO): cyclin binding; cyclin-dependent protein serine/threonine kinase activity; ATP binding
Source: RefSeq, a predicted model, not a curated record